This is a messenger RNA of Culex pipiens pallens (northern house mosquito), 636 nucleotides long. RefSeq lists its product as uncharacterized. The record is from RefSeq and is a predicted model, not a curated record. Lineage: Eukaryota; Metazoa; Arthropoda; Insecta; Diptera; Culicidae. The transcript is spliced from 2 exons. Bases 1 to 636 code for a protein of 211 amino acids.
AUGCUGCUUGGAUACGUUGACGACAUCGACAUCAUUGGUAUCGACCGUCGUUCAGUGGAGGAGGCGUUCGUACCUUUCAAGCGGGAAGCUGCGAAGAUCGGACUGACCAUCAACACUGCCAAGACCAAGUAUCUGGUUGCUGGCAGAGCGCGUGGCAGUGCAGGUGAUGGUGUUUCGGAGGUGGAAAUAGAUGGAGAAAGAUAUGAGGUGGUGGAUGAGUUUGUAUAUCUUGGUACACUUGUGACGUGCGACAACGAUAUCAGAGCAGCUGAGUUAGCCGCCGUACUCGCCGCCCCGCAGCUGUUGUCUGCAUCUGCCGCUGAGCUCGCCGCCUCUGCUGCCACACAUAAUGCCUCUGCCCAAUUGGUGCCCGCUCCCACCACGCAUGCAAACUCUGUUGUCGCCCAGCAGGCCGCAGCUCAAGCCGCAAAAACCGCCUGCGCACAUGCUCUCAAGCAAGCCACCGCCCUUGCUGUGCAACAAAUCUCCCAGAAUCUCGCCAACGCAGCUAAGGUACGAGCCGCUGCUCAAGCUGCCGAGCGUGCUGCUAACGAAGUCGCCUCCACUGCUCAGAAGCGCGACACAAACACGAGCAACAAACCAAUGUACACAACGCCAACCAAGUGCAAAAUAUAA